AUGAAGCAUCUUCGAAUGCUUUGUGGCCAUGCAUUAAAAAUUUUGGAUGUCAUGGAUGUAAAAGAGACAAUCCCUAGCAACUACAUUAUGAAAAGAUGGACAAAAGAUACUACUGUCAUGACUCCUAUAGAUAUAAAUAAAGACAAGGAAGAUGUUCCUGUAGCUUCUUCAACCCACGCUGAAAAUGCACAAGAAGGUAGUAACGGUGUUGAAGUCUUUGUAGAUAGUGCAAAUGUUGCAAAAGUGAUGGGUUUAAAGAGGAAAGAGCCAAUAUAUCGUGUUAACACUCGACCAAAGAGUUUCUUGGAAAAAACUUCAAAAAGAAAAAAGAAGCCUUUAUCGACACCAGCUGCUCAAUUUCGUGUAUCGCACCUUGUGAACAAUUGCACAAAUUCAUACACCCACUUUCCACCGCCAGUGAACUACAACUCACUUGUAAAGUUAUCAAUCUAUUACUUGUAA
Messenger RNA from Ilex paraguariensis (yerba mate), 462 nucleotides. The record is from the annotation of a GenBank genome assembly. Lineage: Eukaryota; Viridiplantae; Streptophyta; Magnoliopsida; Aquifoliales; Aquifoliaceae.